CUACACCAAGCGUGUCAUUGUGUACGCCUGGCUGCAGAUCUCCAAGGGGAGCCGGGGGGAGCAGCCGAGAGGCGCUCGGGAGGGGACUGAGAGCUCGCCGUCAUAUACCGCAGCUUCACCUAGGUCGGGCGGCGCACGGGACGCGGGGAGAAGCCCGACACAACAUGCGGCUCCGUGGGCUUUGAAAACAUCCUGAGCGUCACUGGGUUCUACGGGACCAUCUAAGCGGACCCUGCGGUGCUUUAGGCUCGAUCGGGAGCCGCACUGCCGCUGUAUCUUACGGGCAGCCAAGCGCCAGCGCAGGUGAACCCGCCGGACGGUGCGCCGGUCCUCUGCGGGGGCAUUGAUGGGCGAGGAGGACCGCGACCCCCCAACGAGAGCAGCGCGAGCCAGCGGGAGUCAUGAAGGACGCCGGGGAGUCAAAGGAGCAGCAGCUAACGGUUGCCCUGCGAAUCCGACCCCUUAGCGAAGUGGAGAUGGAGGAGUCCACCACCAUCGUGGCCCAUCGGGUGGACGACCAGAUGGUGGUUCUGAUGGACCCGAUGGAGGACCCCGAUGAUGUUCUCCGUGCCAACCGGUCCCGGGAGAAGACGUACAUGUUCGACGUGGCAUUUGACUACGCUGCCACGCAGGAGCAGGUGUAUCGGGCCACCACAAAGGGCCUGAUCGAAGGGCUCAUCUCGGGGUACAACGCUACCGUGUUUGCCUACGGACCUACAGGGUGUGGAAAGACCUACACCAUGCUGGGAACAGACGCGGAACCCGGCAUAUACGUUCGCACCCUCAAUGACCUCUUCCACGCCAUCGAGGAGACCAGCGACGACAUGGAGUACCGCGUUUCCAUGUCGUAUCUUGAGAUCUAUAACGAAAUGAUCCGGGACCUUCUAAACCCUUCCUCGGGUAUCCUUGAGCUACGUGAAGACUCGAAAGGCGAGAUACAGGUUGCAGGCAUCACCGAGGUGUCCACUAUCAAUGCUCAGGAGAUCAUGGAGUUGCUGAUGAAGGGGAACAAGCAGCGGACACAGGAGCCCACAGCGGCCAAUCAGACGUCGUCACGCUCCCACGCUGUGCUGCAGGUGGCCGUGCGGCAGCAGAGCCGCUGCCGGGAUGUACUGCAGGAAGUCCGCUUUGGGCGUCUCUUCAUGAUCGACCUGGCUGGCUCCGAGCGGGCCUCACAGACGCGUAACCGAGGACAAAGGUUGAAAGAAGGUGCUCACAUCAACCGCUCCCUCUUGGCACUGGGCAACUGCAUCAACGCCCUCAGCGAGAGGCACGGCAACAAGUACGUCAACUACAGGGACAGCAAGCUGACACGGUUGCUGAAGGACUCCCUAGGCGGGAAUAGCCGCACGGUCAUGAUCGCCCACAUCAGCCCCGCCUCCAUGGCCUUUGAGGAGUCACGGAACACGCUGGCGUACGCCGACCGCGCCAAAAGCAUCCGCACGCGGGUGAAGAGGAACCUCCUGAACGUGUCUUACCACAUCGCGCAGUACACCAGCAUCAUCUCGGACCUGCGCAGCGAGAUCCAGCGCCUCAGGACCAAGAUCGCCGAGCAGGGCGGCCGUCAGCUCAAUUCUGACCGCACCGACAUCCGCAGCGUGCAAGCGGAGGUCCAGGCCCACUCCUCACAGGCGGAGAUGAACCAGCUCCGGGAACAGCUUCUGGAAGCUUUCCGGCAGCAGAUGGAGAUCCGCAGAAGCCUGAUGGAGCUGGAGAGCAACAACAUGGAGAUCCAGAUGGACACAUCCAAGCACCUCCUCACCAUUGCCGACUGGGAGCAGGAGCGAAACCGCAGGGCCCGGAAGAGACGGGGGGAGCGGCGCAAGGAGACCCCGGCCAAGGACGACAGCGGGAAGGAGACAGAUUCAGCGGAGUCGCCCUCUGACAGCGGGGAGAGUCAGGAGGUGCUGCUAGCUAGGCAGAAGCUGGUGACCCUAAUGGCCGAGCAGAAGAAGAUCCGCAAGGAGAAGGUGGCGCUGGAGCGCCGCUUCCGGGAGCUGCGGGAGCGCUCGCGCCGGCUGGAGGAGCUGCUGCCGCGGCAGGUGAGCUCCGAGGAGCAGCGGGAGGUGCUGGGGCUGCUCUGCAAGGUGCACGAGCUGGAGAUCGAGUGCGUGGAGAUGCAGUCUCACGCGCUGCUGAAAGACAACGUCAUCCGGCAGAAGGAGGCUGUGGUACGCCGCUUCGAACGCCACCGGCAACUGUGCGAUGACAUCAUUCAGCAGCAGCGCCAGUUCAUCGACGACCACAGCCUGCUGGUGCCACCCCACCUCCAAGAGCUCUAUGACAUCUACAUGAGGGAGCUGGACGAGCGAAACCUGGACCGGGCCAUGGCUCUGGACAAGGUGUCCCUCCACACGCUGAAGGAGGGAUCCCUGCCCAAGAUCACUCUACCUGUCCUGGGGCCCGACCUCCUACAGGACCGGGACUUGCAUCAGGAGAGCGUCUGUACGUUGGGCUCCGAGAGUGGGCGUGGCCACCCGGGGGGGGGGAGGCGCACUCUCCCACCCAUCUUUCCAGAGCCUGAAGGUGACAACAACAGGGUGUUCAGGAGCAGUGCUCAGUCCCGGCAGAUGAAGCACUCUGUGUUGCUGAGCCACCCUCCCCUCUGCUUGAACGAGGACCUCAGCCCUCGCUUCGGGCCCUUGAGUCACAGUGCCAGCAGUCAGCCAGACUCAUCCCCUGAGAGCAGCGAGAAUGGAACCGACGCCACACUCUCACACAGAGAGUGUCAGCAGAUCCUGAAGGGUGUGAAGGACGUGGCCAUGAAAGCUGCCCGCCGGCGCUCUAAGGCCCUGGAGAUAGACACUCUGCAGCUCCCAGCACCGCCCUCCCCACUGGAACCCAAGAAGCACAAGAGCAGCCUGUCCUUGAGUGAGGCGCCCCCUAGAGGCACGCAGCGGCGUUGCGGCCGCCAGCCCAGCCCCGAGCUACGGCACGCCACUUCGGACGACAACCUGUCCAGCAGCACUGGGGAGGGACCUGGGCAGCGGGGUACCUGGACCCGGCGCUGCCGCCGCCUGCCCGCGCCCAAAAACCCCGCCGCCCGGGAGAAGGACUUUGAGUCCCGCCGUCGCAAGAGGAGGUCACGCUCCUUCGAGGUCACAGGGCAGGCGCUCCCACAGCCCAAGGCAUCUAGCCAGCGUCUGCGGCCCCUGGACAGCACCUCGGACCCCCAUCUCCACAGCCUGCAGCCCCCCGCCCCCCCGUUUCGGCCCCAAGUCCGGGGGGUCCACCCCCUAACCAAAAUCCAGCCAGCCCACCACAGUCACAUGGCAGGCCUGACAACAGCCACCUCUGACAUUUCUACAUCCAACUUUCCCAUCAGCCACCUGGGCAAUGUCAAGCGGGGGUCUCACCUCAGGCAGCCUCAGCCUGUGCUCUAUGUCACCACCACCGGCACGGGGGGGCAUCGCACUCGCAAGCACUGACCUGACCCCCCCAAUAUGCUGCCUUGACUCCACACCUCGGUUCUUCAGACCUGACUUUACUUCCGUAGCCCCCCCCCCCCCCCCCCGGAUCAAGUGUCCAUCAGUACCAGGACCCUCCAGCCCGUCUACACUGUUACCUCAUGAAUACUAUCCACACCUCACUUUCACAAUUUAAAAAUGACCCCCACUGCCUGUAGCCCCCCCCCCAACCAUGAAUUCUUGAGCACUUAUCUGAACACGCUUCAGGCACAGAACCCACCGCCUCGGCCCAGCGUUACACCAUCCGAUGCCCUCAGCACUUAUUCCACAGUUGGCCCUCAACGGGUCACCACCGGGUAUUGGAGGUGAUCUUCUUUACGUGACCAUAGACAGAAUCUCUGAGUGUCCCUCCCCCGACCCGAUUUAAACAUGACUGCCAUUUGGCAGAACCUGGGCAGUGCUAGCAGAUAAUCCGACUCCCUUAACCCCAUUCAAACAAAGGUCCAAACUGGGACUUGCUAAGACUUUAACUAUGAGAGUGGUUCAGACCUACCAUUCAUAUCUGGUGGGAUAAGAGCUAGUUAUGUAGACAAACAAAAGCAGAACGAACGCAUCAUCAGAGGCCUGGUUCACUGAUAAACCGCCUCAGUCAUACGCUUAUAGUUACCUGAAUUGAUUUAGCGGUGACAAGGGUUUGAAUGGAAUAUUUAACCCAUGAUUUUAUGACAAUGUAUGUCAAUAUUACUGUAUCCCUUCCACAGAGAUCUAUUUUGAAGGACUUGGUGACCCUUAAAUGUCAUACCUGUAGGACAGGUACCUGUUGACUUGCCCUCUCGGAUGGAAUUGGGUGUACCCCCUUACUCUGCAUCAUGCUACCUUCUCACCACCGUUGCAUUCUUUCAUCUCCCAUUCUGACACUGUCAUCUUUAAACUGCUUUUAUAAUCUGAGCUUCGCUGGUUCUUUUUUCUACACUUUGUUUUGUACAUGUUUUGUAACCAAAUAAAUCUGAAAAUCAGA
This is a messenger RNA of Brienomyrus brachyistius, 4425 nucleotides long. It is a transcript of the gene kif19, whose product is annotated as kinesin family member 19. NCBI's taxonomy places the organism in Eukaryota, Metazoa, Chordata, Actinopteri, Osteoglossiformes, Mormyridae. Gene Ontology annotation, biological process: microtubule-based movement. The record is from RefSeq and is a predicted model, not a curated record. Gene Ontology annotation, molecular function: microtubule motor activity; microtubule binding; ATP binding.